AUGGCCCCGGGCAACCCUACGAAGUCCGAGCUUCAGCUCAAACUGUUGGAGUUUGGCGAGCAGGCUCCGUCAAACUGGACGAAGAUCCAGUUGAAAGCUCGCCUGGCCGAGCUAGUGGACGAGCAGAAGGAGACUGCGCCCAUGAGCGAGAGGGACGCUGCCAAGAUGGUGAACAAGUGCAAGACCAAGGCGGCCCUCCAGAACCUCAUGGACAGCUAUCAGGUGGACUACACGAACCACAUGAACUCCGACCAGCUGAAGAGCAAGAUGAUGCAGUACUUGAUGGAGAAUCAGGUACCGGCCAGCAAAGCCGACUUCAUGGGCUUCGGCAAGUUCGCUUCUUGGACAUACGGGGAGACUCUG
This is a messenger RNA of Symbiodinium pilosum, 363 nucleotides long. The record is from the annotation of a GenBank genome assembly. Lineage: Eukaryota; Dinophyceae; Suessiales; Symbiodiniaceae.